GCUAAGAUUACCAGUUUAAACCAGGAAUCAAGCAUCCAAGCCAUGUGACUGGGGUAGGCGGUGCUCGGCUGGCUUGCAUCCAGUAGCAGUAAACCUUGUGAUUGUAUGGAAAAGAAAAAAACUAACAUGACUAACGGAACGGUACUGUUGUACCAAUAUUUCCACCUAUGGGAAUGCUGCUUGUGAUAGCGCCGAAUAUGCACAAGCAUUUUGCUUGAAGAAAAGAAAAGAACCCCAAACUGGAACCGUGGCUUGAACAUCAGAAAUUAUUCUACCACGGGGGUGGCUGUCAGAUGAACAAUUGAGAAUGGCCUGGAUUUGGAAGAGGAAAUCUGUCAUCGUCAUGAGUCUGAUCGUGGCCGUGUCUGUGCUUGUUGCUGCUGUGCACUACACUGAGAAGCCCUACGUUUUACUUCAACCUUAUUUCGGACAGUCCUUCAGCAAUCGAUGGGUCUUUUCCCGCUUGCAGCACAGGUUUAAAUCUCACAGUGGAUAUGUCAGCGUGCCAAAGCAGGAGCCUCUUAAGCUGUACUGCGAUCUCUGCAGCAUCGUUUCCAGCUCGGGCCAGAUGCUUGGCAGGGAAGCGGGAUCAGCCAUCGACCAGUCGUCUUGUGUGCUAAGAAUGAACAACGCUCCCACAAAGGGCUUUGAGGAAGACGUGGGUAGGAAGACGACGGUCAGAGUGGUGUCCCACACCAGCGUUCCUCUGCUGCUGCAGAAGCAGCAGUACUUCUUUGGACAAGCCAACGACACCAUCUACAUCAUCUGGGGGCCCUUGCGUAACAUGAGGCAGGACGGCAAAGGGAUUGUGUAUAACAUGCUGAGACAAGUGAUAGAAAACUACCCUCAAGCCAAGAUCUUUGUGACAACCGAAGAGCGCAUGAACUACUGUGACAAGGUGUUCAAAGAAGAAACUGGAAAAGACAGAAUUCAGUCAGGGUCAUACCUCAGCACUGGGUGGUUCACUCUUGUUCUCGCUAUGGACAUAUGUCGUGAUAUUCACAUAUAUGGGAUGAUAAAUGAAACCUACUGCAGGACCGAUGGGUAUCGCAAAGUCCCCUAUCAUUACUAUGAAGCUGGGAGCAGAGACGAAUGCGCAGAGUACCUCCUGCAUGAAGGCGCUCCGUACGGAGGACACCGCUUCAUUACUGAGAAAUCUGUUUUUGCUAAAUGGGCCAAAUCACAUGCCAUUCAAUUCUCACACCCAACCUGGGCAAUUUCAUGACACACCAAGAACAAUUGGUAUAUCAUUUAAUUUUUUUUUUUUUUUUUUUUUUAACAAAUAAAACUCCAGAAAUGUUUACUUGGAUGGUGCUGACUGGCCCAAUCUGUUUCCAUUACUCUUGUCUGUAAAUGGACGACAAAUACUGGUGGGAUCAUUUUUGCCAGUUUAUAAUUUGUCAACAAAUGGGAAGGAAAGACCAAAAGAAGACUGACAAAAGGACAAUCAUCAUUAAACAGCCAAAAGAAAUAUUUAAACUACCACUUUCCAAAACAGAUGCACUUUCUAUGAAUAUUGCUUGUGGAAUUCUAAGGUUAGUCAGCUUCAUUAGUAUGCUGCAUACAAUGUGGGCAACUCAAAUUAGGGAAUUCAUUUCAGUUGUGACUAAUGCUGCUGGUUAAUUUGAUUAAUUUAAAAUAAGCAGGUGAAGCUUUUUUUUUAAAUGAUUAAAUGAAAUGAUUUAAAAAAAAAUAGAAACUGAGCAAGAUAAAGUAUUUUACAGAACCAUUAAAUACAGUACAUCUAACAUCUGAAAAGUACAGAUAACGGUCUAUGAAAUAAACUGUGAACCUAACUGAUUGAAUGCAGCAUAUUUACUGGUAAUCUUGACAGUGUACACACUGAAUCACUGACUACAUGUUAAUCAGAUGUUUACAGUUAUUAUCUGACAUUGUAGGAACAAGGUACAUAAACCCUGUAGUGUUGGUAUAUCACUGUUUAAUAUAAUACUAUAUGAGGAUCUAUCAUAUCUGGUUACAAAUCUAGUUACUUCAACACAGUAGCUUCUCCCCACAUAGAGGAAUUAUUGGGCAUUCCAGGGUUAAAAACAUGUGCAAACAGCAGUAGGCGCACAUGCAAACCACUGUUUCAGAGUGCUAUACCUGUGGUUAAGUGCCAUCAAUGGAAAAUGUAAUUUCCACUGUGAAAUCUGACUUAUAUUGUGCCUGCAUAGUGUCGUUUCUUUUGUUUGGCCUCCUCCUCCCCUAUCACUGCUUUGUCUUUUGGAGGUGGCGGCCCAUGCGCCACUUCCUAUCUGUGGCACUAACCUACAUGAUAUCGUUCAUUUAUCUUUCAGGAGGCUGUGUGGUCCAGUGGUUAAAGAAAAGGGCUUGUAACCAGGAGGUCCCCGGUUCAAAUCCCACCUCAGCCACUGACUCAUUGUGUGACCCUGAGCAAGUCACUUAACCUCCUUGUGCUCUGUCUUUUGGGUGAGAGGUAGUUGUAAGUGACUCUGCAGCUGAUGCAUAGUUCACACACCCUAGUCUCUGUAAGUCGCCUUGGAUAAAGGUGACUGCUAAAUAAACAAAUAAUAAUAAUAUGUGCUAGCCGGCCAGCAUUGUGGGUAGCUGUCGAGCACCCAGGGACAGAAUUUCAUCAUUGUCAUUAAUUUGUCUGUUCAAUUACAAUUCAAUUCAUUCACAUUGUGGAUUCUCUGUCCUGAAUAUACAAUAAAAAUGUAAUCCGGCAAUGCAGACUUUCAAACACAUUAUCAAAGCUUCAUGAAUAGUGCUUGAUAUGUGUAAAAGCAAAGUAAACAACAUGCCAAAAACUUGUAAAAUGCCAGCACCAUUUUCUUUUUCUUUUGCUGCUACAUACAGUAUUAAAGAGGUUUGUGUCUUUGGUUAAUUAGAAACCACAGAAACUACUGUAAGAUACAUUUAAAAACAAUAACAUUCCUUGCUGAUAAAUUAAAGCUGUAGAGUUUCGCUAAUGUUAAUAUAUUAACUCCUAAGCAGUGCUGUGCAAAGAAAUAAGAGAAACCCCAUACUUUACCUCACUGCCGUUUUGUCAGAGAUAUUUGCUUUUUUUCUAAUAAUGUGCUGUAUGGAUUUUUUCCCUACCAAUAUCACUCGUAUGUACUUUUCUAUGGCCUCUGUUCCCUAGUGUUGGUUAAAAAGGUUUGCUAAUGGAAUAUAAUAAUCUGUGUACCGUGUGAAUUAUGUUUAAUAUUUACUUUCCCUGCCAUGAAAUGGGAGAAGGAUUUUCUGCCAAAUCAAGUUAGGUGUCAAUAAUGUUGGGUUAUUAACAUUGAUUUUAGAAGGUGGCAUUGGAAAAGACGAGUUAGCUCUGUUUACAGUGGCUAUGAUAACAGCAUGAAGAAAAACAAUUAAAAAAAUACAGCUUAUGAGAGGACAUCAGCAAUUUUACAUCAUCUGUUCGUUAUUGCUAAUGAACAAUUUCGCAAACUGCAAAUGCAUAGCCUCUGAGUGAAAAGUAGAAAGCACAUGAUUUCCUAGUCACUAUGUUACUGUAAUUUCUGAAAUGAAGUGUUUAUUAAUUAUACAAAUAAAACCCAGCAUACAUACACAGUACAAGGCUAAGGCAGAAAGCAAGCUUCAGUAGGACGGAUUUGCACUGUGUAGGACCGACAGUUUAAAGAAAAAAAAGAAUACCUCUUUUUAUACAUAUUAUCCUCAAUAGAUAAACAGUGAGAAAAAAAAAAAACACUUAUCUGUUUUGUUGUUUUUGUAAUGACAGCUUUUGAAAAAGGAAAAUCAUUGCAUUGUCUUAUAAAGGUUGCAGUGAGAUCCUCUAAAUCCAAUGCUGUGAUGGAUUUAAUAAAGUCUGUGUUCUGGGAAUAUGAGGUUUACAAACAGUAGUAUUUUUUUUUUUUUUUUUUUGGUAAUUAGCUCACUUUUGUAAUUUCUGUUGGGUAUAGCAGCAAUAACACAGAUGCAUUACCAGAUUACCUUGUUUUAUUCACCUGGAAAAUGGCUCAAAGGUCUAAGAGCAUCUCUUUACUUUGUAUUUGAUAUGUAUUUAAAAUGUUAGUGACAUGAUGGAUAUCCAUUAUGCAAAUUGAACUUGAUACUCAUUAAAAUGCUAAUGAAUAGUAAUACGUGAGUAGAAAGAAUGGCUUUGUAAAAUGCCUGGUUUCCCCUAUGUGUAUUCUUAUUUGUCAUUUGAAAACUAACUUUGAUAAGAACUCUUCAGUAUUCAGCCUCUGCAGGUGACAUAUUUAUAGUGUGUUGUUAAUGGUAUUAUUGUCUGAGUUUGUUUUAGGUGUUGCCAUUCCCUUGUGACAAGACUCAAUACCUUUAGUACUUAUUUGAAUAGCUGGCACAACAGCCUGCUGUUUGCCUUGUGAGAAAUGGUUUACUAAUGUUUCAGACACUGGUCACCUCAUGCACUAUUCACACUACAUCCCUAACUUAAACCCACCAGAGUCUGUUUUAAUGUUUAUGUUCAAAAUUAAGACAUUGAAUGAAGUGGUCUUGCAUCAUUAAUGUUGUAAAUCUAUGUUUUAUCGAUGAAACGUUUAAACUGGCUGUGUAAACGACUGUUUACCGUUUAAACUAUCAGACCCAUUUUCAUUGAAAAGUAUGACUUGAUUUAGUAUUUAGAGUAAUUUCUCUCUCUCUCUCUAUAUAUAUUUUUUUCUUUUCUUAUUUCUUUUUUAAUUACUACCUCCAAUUUUUUCAUACAGUAUUCAAUUACAGUGGUUAACAAUGCAUCAAGAUGCUACAAAGGAUUACACGUUUUUUAAAUGUAAAAAUCAAUGCAAGAUCCCCAUUAAACAGGACUAUACCAAUUCCUGAUUUUUAUUUUACAGUUUAAACACUUGUAAGUUGUGUGGAUAAGGGAUACACUCUUGCCAUUCAGACUGGAGUUCAAGGACUGGACAUGUUCCUAAUGUAAGCAUUGAGUGAAUUAUCCUUCUUGAAUUAAACAACAGUAAAUUGGAAGCAGUGGUUAACUUAUACUAUAUAGUAUUAGUUACAAAGUUAAACUGAACUGAUUAACUUGAACUGGAUAACAACAAAACAAACGUCGUAAGGAUAUCAUAAGGGGUUUUCCUUAUUCCUGUUGACUAUUGUUCUCAAACAGUUUUUGAAAAUGCUAUAUGUUUGCAGAUUGUUGCCUUUCUUGUGAGCCGCACUGUAAAGCUGCUGAAUUGUGUUGACUAUGCCCCAAGUAGUGUCCUUUGUACUGCUUACAAUUUCACUAUUUAUAGAAUUUUGCAGAGUUUGUCAUUCUCUGUUUUCUGCCCAUGUAAACUUUGUAUCGUAUAUUCUUAUUGUACUCACAGCCUACACAACAUUCCCUUUUCGCCUUUAAACAUUAACCUUUGUACAUGCUUUUUGUACUUUCAUUUCUAAAGACCUCCAAAAUGUUGUUUCUAGAAUAAAUUAACUUGACAGAAA
Messenger RNA from Acipenser ruthenus (sterlet), 5367 nucleotides. Its product is annotated as alpha-N-acetylgalactosaminide alpha-2,6-sialyltransferase 3-like. The record is from RefSeq and is a predicted model, not a curated record. The transcript is spliced from 5 exons. Gene Ontology annotation, biological process: ganglioside biosynthetic process; oligosaccharide metabolic process. NCBI's taxonomy places the organism in Eukaryota, Metazoa, Chordata, Actinopteri, Acipenseriformes, Acipenseridae. Gene Ontology annotation, molecular function: alpha-N-acetylgalactosaminide alpha-2,6-sialyltransferase activity. Bases 308 to 1225 code for a protein of 305 amino acids.